AUGUAUUCCCACAUCUUCGCCAUAAGUGGCCUUGUGGCGCACUGCACUGCUUCUCUAACAGUGCAGCGCAGCAAUGCGGACUCUCGGAUCAAGUCUAACCACACUGGCCUUCUCCAACAAAGCCACUGGCCAGAAGGUAUCCAUCUAGCUGUGGACUACUAUCCCUCACAAUGGCCGGAGUGGAUGUGGGAUGGGGAUCUGGCUCGUAUGGCACAGAGCAACAUCUCUUACGUUCGGGUCAAUGAGUUCGACUGGUCGAUUCUGGAACCUAAGGAAGGCGAAUACAACUUUACACUGCUGGACAAGACUCUCGAGCUAAUUGCCAAACACAACCUCAAAGCCAUCGUAGGCACUCCUACUGCGGCUCCACCCAACUGGCUGACGGAAAAGUACAACGUCGACUUUGUUGAUCGUACGAAUACAACCCUCUUGUUCGGAUCUCGAAGACACUACAGCUUUUCAUCUUUCGAUUAUCGCGACCAGAGUCAGAAGAUCACACGCAAGCUUGCAGAACGUUACGGAAACCAUUCAAGCGUGAUAGGAUGGCAGCUUGACAACGAGUUUGGAUGCCACGAUACAGUGAGGAGCUAUGAUCAAGACGCAAAGACUCGCUUUCGCUCGUGGCUGAAAGAGAAAUAUGGCACUAUCGAGAAUAUGAACGACCGGCAAGGGCGUGUGUUCUGGUCUUCGCAAUACGAAUCUUUCGAAGCAGUGGAGCCACCAUUUUUGGAAGUUUACACGAACAAUGAAGCCCAUACUCUCGAUUGGUAUACCUUUUCGUCGGAUAUGGUGAUCGAAUUCGCGAAGGAGCAGACCGAUAUCAUCAGGGAACUCGCUCCGACCCAUGGUGUAACACACAACUUCAUGGUCUUCUUCACCGAUUUCGAUCAUCAUAAAUUCAACCGCGAGGUCGGUCUCGACAUGUCGACGUUCGACGCUUACCCACUUGCUGGCACAGGUGCCGCGCCGCUCUCUGAUCAAGAGCUAGCCGACUAUCUCCGCACUGGCCUGCCGGACCUACAAAGUCUCCACCACGCGUUGUAUCGAGGUGUCUCGGGAGAAGCUUAUGAAAAGAACCAUGGCCCGUUUGGAGUAAUGGAAAUGCAGCCUGGUGUGCUGAAUUGGAACACAUAUCGUGUCUCUCCACUGGAAGGCAUGGUACGUCUCUGGACGCACGAGACAUUCGCAGCAUCCGGUGACCUCGUCAAUUACUUCCGCUGGCGUCAAGUGCCCUAUGCCCAAGAGCAGACACUCUCUGGACUCUUCGUCUCCGAUAACACUGAGGAUCAAGGUUACAUUGAGUCGCAAGAGUUUGCUGACAAUGACCUACCGGAGCUCCGAGACCGCGCUGUUGCUCCGGAACCUCAAGCUGACAUCGCACUGGUAUUCGAUUAUGCGAGCCACUGGGUUUGGAGCAUUGAGCCUUACAGCGGCUCGUGGUCCGUCAAAGAUGCCGGUUACACAGAUGCUGCGCUCACAUAUACGACGCUGUUCUAUACCUUCUACUCUGCUCUUCGCCGCCUCGGCCUAAGCAUCGACAUCAUCUCUCCGGAGCAGAGUCUCGAAGGAUACAAAGCCGUAAUCGUGCCCAGCUUGCCGAUCGUGUCCGAAGCUUUCGACGAGGCUCUUGCCACAUUCUCUGGCCCCGUCGUUGUUGGCCCGCGCACAGGCAGCACGACUCCCGACUUUGCAUAUGUUCCUGGUCUCAACCCAGCUGGCAGCAGCACUUUGCGCUCACGUCUACCCUUACGUGUCACCCGUAUCGAAACCCCUCCUGCGUACGCUGGAAGUGGAGUCUCGUACGCUGGCCAGGAUUACAACGUCUCUUUCUGGGAGGAGUGGGUUGCCUGCAGCCGGGACAACGCGACCAGUGAGACUACUGUCACAUACACUUCUCGCCAUCGACCAGGCAAGCCGGCAGCUUGCUCAAAGGAUAACCUGCACUAUCUCGGCUUCAACCCGACAACCAACUUCCUGGUAGACUAUCUGGGAGAUGUAGCGAAGGCAGCCGGAAUGAAAGACCUGACAGGCCGUGUGGCGGACAAGGAGAACGACCUUGGUGAGACGCUGAGGUUUCUCCGGAGAGGAGAUCUUCUCUGGGCGUUCAACUAUGGAUGGGAGACACAAAGCUUGCCAGAAGUGGAUGGAAGCUUGAUCAUCGGUGAGGAUGCAACCGAAGUGGAGAGCGCCAGCGUUGUGGUAUUCCAGCUGAAGACAAACUCGAGCACCCAUGCUUGA
Messenger RNA from Cercospora beticola, 2238 nucleotides. Its product is annotated as beta-galactosidase. Gene Ontology annotation, biological process: carbohydrate metabolic process. NCBI's taxonomy places the organism in Eukaryota, Fungi, Ascomycota, Dothideomycetes, Mycosphaerellales, Mycosphaerellaceae. The record is from RefSeq and is a predicted model, not a curated record. Gene Ontology annotation, molecular function: beta-galactosidase activity. Gene Ontology annotation, cellular component: beta-galactosidase complex.